AUGGACGACACAACUCCCCAGCAGCCGUCCCCUCCCGACACCUUCAGAAAUCCAGACGAAACCCGGGCCGAGUCUUCUUCUGAUGCCUCCCAAACUUCUUCUCCCGAAACAGUGUGCAAACCUCCCUCUUUAAACUCCCCCAGCGGCAGUAUGGCAUCCCCCAUAAGCCCCUCCUCAGCCCCUCUCGGCCCUACCAAUGCAGCGCGGAGGCCAGGACCGCUCCCAAGCCGCGCCAGCGGACUGAAUUCAGACAUCCAAGCAAAAAUGAAGGCUUUUUCUCUGUCCCGUCAGGGAGCUCCUCCCCCUUCUGCACAAAACAUGAGAGGUGGACUACCUGGUCAACAGUCCACUGGUCCCGGUCCCGGUCCUGGUCGAUUUGUUGGCUGCCCGAUCACAGGAGCUCCUCCAUCUUCUCCUACACAACCUACGGCCAAUCUCCGUCUUCCCCCGGGCCUGAACCGUCCAAACGCUCCGAGUUUUGGUGGCUCGCCAUCUCCAGUCACGGGAAGCCCCCGAAUGAUGAGUCCUCAGGCUCCGAUGGGUGGUCUGGCAGCCAAGCGGGGACUCAAGCCUGGAGGGAUGAAACUGUCUGAUGCGCAAAAGCCGGUACCCCCUGGCGAGAAGGUUGAAGAACAGGACACGGGAUCUCAAUUCAACAAAUACUCAAACAUCGUUGACACGAAGAAGGGGACGCUGAAUUUUCAGAACAAGGCGGUUAUCCAUGGAAGUGGGAUUGACUUUGCUGGGGGGAGCACCUUCUCGAUUUCUCUGGACGAAGUGGAUACCAUCGCGGAGCUUGGAAAAGGAAACUACGGAACGGUCUUUCAAGUGAGACAUGCUCGACCGAGAAUGAGAAGACCUGGUUUAGGUCUGCGAGGCAAUAUGGUACGGCAAUCAUCCGCUUCGGCGGCAAAGGAGGACGAAGAGCCGGAACCACAGUCCCGGUCCUCGGGAACGAGCGGUCUGGUUAUGGCAAUGAAAGAAAUACGGCUUGAAUUAGAAGACUCGAAGUUUGCGGCCAUCAUUAUGGAGCUGGACAUUCUCCACCGUUGCGUGUCACCCUUCAUCAUUGAUUUCUAUGGCGCGUUCUUCCAAGAAGGCUCGGUCUACAUCUGUAUCGAAUACAUGGAUGGCGGUUCGGUCGACAAAUUGUACGGUGAUGGAGUUCCCGAAGGAGUGCUCAAGAAAAUCACGCUGUCAACGGUGAUGGGUCUCAAAUUCCUCAAGGAUGAACACAACAUCAUCCAUCGAGAUGUCAAACCGACAAAUAUCCUGAUGAACACACGGGGUCAAGUCAAGAUAUGUGAUUUUGGCGUCAGCGGCAAUCUCGUCGCCUCAAUAGCCAAAACCAAUAUCGGCUGUCAGAGCUACAUGGCUCCAGAGCGAAUCUCCGGAGGUGGGAUGGCUCAAGUCGGGGCGAGCGGAGGCGGCACCUACAGCGUUCAAUCCGACAUCUGGUCACUGGGUCUCACCAUCAUCGAGUGCGCGCUGGGACGAUAUCCCUACCCUCCGGAAACCUACGACAAUAUAUUCAGCCAACUAAGCGCCAUUGUGGAUGGAGCACCUCCAGACCUUCCGGCUGAUAGAUUCUCCGAAGCCGCAAUCGACUUUGUACGGGGAUGUUUGAACAAGAUUCCCCGAUUGAGACCAACGUAUGCAAUGCUUCUUCGACACGCUUGGCUCGCGCCAUUGAUGAAGCCGCCCACGAUUUCUGAGGAUGCUGAAGCGGAACAAGCAGCCGAAGCUGGCGUCGAAUCAGCCUUUGCCAACGGAUCGACGCCUGAUACCGCGGACAAAGAAGUGGCAGACUGGGUGAAAAGUGCUCUUGAACGAAAGAAGGCGGGCAAAAUGGCGGUCGGCAAGAAACCGGCGUUGCACGAGGCGCCUUUGGACGCCGUUCCUGGCAGCCCUCUUCUUACUCAACCUGAAAGAGUGCCUCUGGCCGAGGACAAAAUGGUGACAGAAAUUAAACCAAAUUCUGGGGUUCGGGUCGAGUCUCCGGACUUGACAGCGGCGAAAGUACACAGUCUAGAUUUCGCAACAUGA
Rhinocladiella mackenziei CBS 650.93 is the source of this 2046-nucleotide messenger RNA. RefSeq lists its product as uncharacterized. The record is from RefSeq and is a predicted model, not a curated record. Bases 1 to 2046 code for a protein of 681 amino acids. Lineage: Eukaryota; Fungi; Ascomycota; Eurotiomycetes; Chaetothyriales; Herpotrichiellaceae. Gene Ontology annotation, molecular function: ATP binding; MAP kinase kinase activity. The transcript is spliced from 2 exons. Gene Ontology annotation, biological process: protein phosphorylation; MAPK cascade; cellular hyperosmotic response.